Molecule: messenger RNA, 1276 nt
Organism: Tarenaya hassleriana
Lineage: Eukaryota; Viridiplantae; Streptophyta; Magnoliopsida; Brassicales; Cleomaceae
Product: probable carboxylesterase 9
Exons: 2
Coding region: 234-1205 (323 amino acids)
Molecular function (GO): hydrolase activity
Source: RefSeq, a predicted model, not a curated record
UAUUCAUAACACAUUAAAUAAAUUUUUUUAAAAAAAUAUUUGAUCUGGUCAAAACAAAAUUGCAAAUGCCCCAAAAAAUAAGGAGCUUUAAACGGAAACGGCCCACGAUAAUUUCGUUUAUUCAUCCUAAUCACAACUCAACCUCUCCCAAAAAAAAAAACUGACGAUUUAUUGAUCUUAUCCCCACCAGGAAUCUCCAACUUCUGUAAUUGCAACACCGUACCUUACUUAACAUGUCUGGUCCGGGGGAGGCGUUCGAUCCAUACAAACACCUGAACAUAACGAUCAACGACGACGGAACAUGCACGCGCCACUUCAACGUACCGGACGUGGAGCCAGACCCCGGCCCCAGCCCCGGCAUGCCCACCGCCUCUAAAGACGUCACCGUCAACCACCAGACUGGCGUGACCGUACGAAUAUUCCGACCGACCAAUCUCCCUUCCAACGACAACACCGUGGCUCGGCUCCCCAUUAUCCUCCACUUCCAUGGCUCGGGAUGGGUCCUCUUCUCCUCCAACAGCGUCUCCAACCACGCUUCUUGUUCCCAGAUGGCCAGCGAGUUAACGGUCAUUCUCGUCUCCGUCAGUUACCGUUUGGCCCCCGAGCACAGACUCCCCGCUCCGUACGACGACGCUUUGGACGCUCUCCUCUGGGUCAAACAACAAGCCGUCGACCCGAACGGCGAGCCAUGGCUCAGGGACUACGCCGACUUCUCGCGAUGCUAUGUCUACGGUUCGAGUAACGGCGCCAACAUCGCCUUCCACGUGGCCCUCCGAGCUCUGGACCACGUCUUGACGCCGUUAAAGAUCGACGGAUGCGUGUUUUAUCAGCCGUUGCUUGGCGGGGAGACGAGGACUAAGUCCGAGCUUAGACAUUUCGCCGAUCCGGUGAUGCCCGUGCCCGCCCUCGACGUAAUAUGGGAGCUGGCUUUGCCCAAGGGGGUGGAUAGAGACCAUAGAUAUUGUAAUCCGACGGCAUACUUGCCUCACAGGGAGAAGGUGGGGCGGUUGGGGCGGUGCCUGGUGAUCGGUUACGGCGGAGACACGGCGGUGGACCGGCAACAGGACUUUGUAAAGAUGUUAGUGACCGCCGGAGUUAAGGUAGAAGCUAGGUUUGACGACGCCGGCUUCCAUGGAAUCGAACUCGUCGAUCCACGUCGCGUUGUCGCUCUUCUCAGUAUGAUCCAAGAUUUUAUCAAUCAAUGAUUUUCGUCUUUACUCGAUUUUAUGGUGGAAUCGUUCAGGUUGAAAUGCGCACAAUUUCUUCACGGAUAUUU